This is a messenger RNA of Sphaerulina musiva SO2202, 1398 nucleotides long. RefSeq lists its product as uncharacterized. The transcript has a single exon. NCBI's taxonomy places the organism in Eukaryota, Fungi, Ascomycota, Dothideomycetes, Mycosphaerellales, Mycosphaerellaceae. The coding region runs from base 567 to 1106 and encodes 179 amino acids. The record is from RefSeq and is a predicted model, not a curated record.
GUGCGGUACGGUGUGCACUGGUACUAUAGUAUAGACCCACGGAAGUUGGAACUACUAAACUUCUGUAACUCGGCGACCUGCAUCUACAGACACCGCCCACGCCCCAUCUGUGACAACUCUACCGCCACGACGCUUUCCAGAAUCAAACGUUAGUAACGGUUGGAACAAAAGCCCAACUUAACCGAGCCGGUAUCGACUACCACCACUUGAAGGACUAUAUCGCCGAUACCUCGUUUCAUAAGCGAGAAACAGACCGCUUCGCUAGUAGAUCCUUCUCGACUUCAAAAAGGUCGAGAUGUUGCCCGUUCUACUUCUUGUGCCCGUGGCAUACGGAGUUCUCUACGUCUUGACUUGAAAGACGGAAAUACAAUAAUUAUAAUACCAAUCACAUCACGAUACCUCACCACACGACCCAAACACAACUGGUAUACUACAUGAUAACGCAUCACACACACACAUACCGACGUGAAGAAUACAUCCCAACAACGCACCACGACACAAGCGAUUCUGUUGGCAAAGCCAGGUCAAGUGGUGGAAGAAAGUAAAGUCGACGAGCACAUACAAUCAUGACACGCACACCACAACCGCGGACUUCCUCAUCAUCUUCAAUGGCACCACGACCUCAAUCCGGUGUCAGUAGCGGCCGCGCUGUCCGUUCAGCUCGAACUUCUACCCUCCUCUACAGCGUUCCCGAAGCAGCUUCUUCCCGUGACAACACCUCGACGUCUGACUCCAGAGGCACAUCAAAGAAACAGAAACGAGUCAGCCAACUCAACACUCAUCUCGAACAUCUCUUCGGCAGCCCUCAAGGACGGAGUCAAAAAGAUAGCAUUGAAAUGUUAGAGGGUACAUAUGGGGGUUUAGCUUGGGAUCCAGAGGAGUUGGCGAGGCUGAGCUUGAGCAGUCGGGAUUCUCGAGAGCAGAGUCCAGCGACGUCGUCAAGUCGUGGAGGCUCCGCUUCACCUCGUAUGCCUUCUUCGCCUAGGAUGCCUUCUUCACCCAGAAUGCCUUCUUCACCUUCUGUUGCGCCGGGACAGAGCGCGAGGAGAUCACUUCACUUUCAACAACAGCCGAAUAGUCCGCUGAGGAAGUCUUUUGCGUGUUAAAAGGUUUGGGAGCGGAUCUGAUUUGAUUGAUUUGAGACAUCCGUAUGACGCAAAGCUGGAAUGCAUUGUUGUCGGAGAGGAGAAGAAAGAAAAACGUCCUGUCCUGACCUGAUUAGGUACCUGAGGUAUGCUACCUAUACAGAAGGUGGAGGAGCUGGCUGGCUGUGAAAAGUCUAGGUGCAUGCAGUGCACAGUAUGCAUUCGUGGAAAGACGAUGGAGGAGAUGAAGAAAGACAGAGAGAUAUACCACCAAUAGGUAUCAUACAACAGAGAUCACACCACAGUAUCUGAC